AUCCAAGGCUUAUUUGGAGAGAUUUUAGUGAGUGACUGAGAACCUGUUUACUGGGCAUCUUACAGAUGAAUCCUAGCUGAAUAUAAUCAGAGUAAGAUAUUUUCCAUUUCCAUCCGUCCAAUUAAAAGGAUUCGACUCUGCUUAAGUCCCUUCCAGAUUGUGAAUGAUGCUCAGCACAACGGAGCUGCCGACCGGAGAUUAUGAAUACUUGUGCGAGAAGGAAAGCGUCAAUUCAUUCGGAGCAGCACUGAUGCCCAGCUUCUACCUGAUCGUUUUAAUGCUCAGUCUCAUUGGAAACGGAUUGGUUUUACUGGUGCUUGUGAAAUAUGAAUAUCUAAAAAGCAUUACAAAUAUAUUCAUUCUUAACCUUGCCAUUUCAGAUUUGCUUUCUGCUAUUUGCCUCCCUUUCUGGGUGGUCCAUCAUUUAAAGGGAUGGAUCUUUGGAGUGACCAUGUGCAAGUUAAUGAGUGGUGUGUUUUACAUCGGGUUUUACAGUGGCAUCAUGUUCCUGACACUGAUGACAAUUGACCGGUACCUCGCAGUUGUUCAUGCUGUCUCUGCUGCAAGAUCUAGAAAAGUUCGCUAUGCAACAGUCACAAGUGUGAUCGUUUGGCUGACCAGUACAUUAGCAACCAUCCCUGAUUUUAUCUUUGUUGACUUAGAUGAGGAAUACGACAGAGAAACCUGCGACAAUAUUUACCCCCAGGAUACAGCUGUUCCUUGGAAACUGUUGAGAUUUUAUCAACAAAAUAUAGUGUUCUUUGUCCUUCCGUUUAUUAUCAUAGUGUACUGCUAUGUUAGGAUAAUUCAGACAUUGAUAAAGUGCAGAACAGUCCAGAAACACAGGACACUGCGAGUUAUAUUCACCAUUGUGGUGGUGUUCUUCUUCUGUUGGGCACCUUACAACGUGGUGAUCUUCUUAAGAUCCCUGGAGGAGCUUCAGAUCCUGCAGUUUGAGGACUGUUAUUUGGAAAGUCAACUGGAUUACGCCCACACCAUCUCCUACACCGUGGCUUAUUUUCACUGUUGUCUCAAUCCCAUUUUUUACGCCUUUGUUGGAGAAAAGUUUAGAAGACACUUGAUUCACUUUUGUGACCAUUAUUUGCCGUGUGGUCUGCUGUUUCACCAGCGGCAAUUUGUCACCAGGAAUGUCCACAUGGAAUAUUCUGAUGGUUCCAUGGGUAACGAUACAACAAAUAACUGGUAGUCUGACGCUUCUGACAGAAUGCAUGUUUGAGGAAAUUUGUAUUCUUUUUGUUCAACUUAAAUAUUCCAAUCUUUUUAAUGUACUGUAAUCAAGACAGAUCAAUUGUAAUAAGAGUAACAGCAAAAAAUUACAAUUUUCAUUUUACAAACAUUACAACAUUUUUACAAGGAUUUAGAAACAUCUGUGUGUAGUUU
Molecule: messenger RNA, 1401 nt
Organism: Hemiscyllium ocellatum (epaulette shark)
Lineage: Eukaryota; Metazoa; Chordata; Chondrichthyes; Orectolobiformes; Hemiscylliidae
Product: C-C chemokine receptor type 3-like
Exons: 3
Coding region: 164-1207 (347 amino acids)
Biological process (GO): chemotaxis; immune response; G protein-coupled receptor signaling pathway
Cellular component (GO): membrane
Molecular function (GO): chemokine receptor activity
Source: RefSeq, a predicted model, not a curated record